This is a messenger RNA of Mercenaria mercenaria, 510 nucleotides long. RefSeq lists its product as uncharacterized. The transcript has 2 exons. The annotation marks the transcript as partial. The record is from RefSeq and is a predicted model, not a curated record. Lineage: Eukaryota; Metazoa; Mollusca; Bivalvia; Venerida; Veneridae.
AUUACCAGGAAGAUUGACGACUUCAGUUUGGAAAAGGAGUCAGAUGUGGGCUGUAUUACUGAGCAUCCUGGUUUCAGGCCUGUUUGUCUGGACGAGUUUGUUUUGGAGACAGCGUACUAUCAAUACAGACAGCAGUAUGGUGAACCAGAUGCUAGAAGUAUCAAUGAGAGGAAUAGGUAUGUUGCAUACAGGCAGCUGGCAAGGUGGUGCUGGGGAUUCCUGGGCAAGGAAGUAAGAGUUGUUUUGCCAUCAUGUGCAGUAAAUGUUAUCAGAGACACUUACCCAUCUGAUGUGUACAAGGGAUUUUUGGAGGCGUAAUUGGUAGUUUUCGUGAAGGACUGUAAUUGUAUAAAUCGCUUUAGUUAUCAUACUGUUUAAAAUGUACAUAUUAUAUAUAGAUACCAGCAUUUCAUUAGCUAGUUUUUCAAUUUUAAUAAAUUGUAAAAGCUUGUAUUUCUUGUGUAUUUCAUUUUUAGUGAGAAAUUUAGGUUUCAAUAAAUUUAUGCACCA